Molecule: messenger RNA, 681 nt
Organism: Armigeres subalbatus
Lineage: Eukaryota; Metazoa; Arthropoda; Insecta; Diptera; Culicidae
Product: glutamyl-tRNA(Gln) amidotransferase subunit C, mitochondrial-like
Exons: 1
Coding region: 145-681 (178 amino acids)
Biological process (GO): glutaminyl-tRNAGln biosynthesis via transamidation; regulation of translational fidelity; mitochondrial translation
Cellular component (GO): mitochondrion; glutamyl-tRNA(Gln) amidotransferase complex
Molecular function (GO): glutaminyl-tRNA synthase (glutamine-hydrolyzing) activity
Source: RefSeq, a predicted model, not a curated record
GCAGGGGGUGGGUAAAAAACAUGCGCUCUUUGUCAGCUCAGCAUAAUAUUGCUUUGUGCGUUUUAUGAUGCAACAUAUCCUGCCAGUCAAGUUUCUGAAUCCAAUGUGUACUUGUUAUCAGUGAACUGCCUGCAAAUCCGUGUCAUGUUGAGCGUUGUGUUUCGUAAGUUGCCGCGAUCGUUUUCCUCCAUAUCAACCAGAACACUCACUUCAUCGGUAAAACCGGCCUCCACCUCCGGAACCGGUACCGACGAAAUCAGUACCGAUUUGGAUGUGACUCGCCUGAACCAUCCAACCAAGGUUCCUCAGAAACCUCACAUCUCUGAGAUCGAUAAACGCCAGCGGGCGAACCAGCCGUCCCGAAUUACCGUGGACGAACAGACGGUACAGCUGCUGGAACGGCUGUCGCUGGUCGAUUUGGACAGCAAGGAGGCGCAUCGAACACUGGAGGAUUCAAUAGAGUUCGCGUCGCGUAUUUUGACGAUUGAUACCGAGGGAGUGGAGCCGUUGUAUACGGUCUUGGAGGAUCAAAAGCUUGCCUUGCGGGAGGACGUCGUUACGGACGGGAACAUCCAGGAGGAUGUGUUGAAAAACGCACGGCUUACCGAGGAAGAAUAUUUUGUGGCUCCACCCGGAAAUAUUCCCUUGGAGCAGGAUUCCAGUGGGAAACAUAAGGAGUAA